This is a messenger RNA of Contarinia nasturtii (swede midge), 2315 nucleotides long. It is a transcript of the gene Mccc1, whose product is annotated as methylcrotonoyl-CoA carboxylase subunit alpha, mitochondrial. Gene Ontology annotation, cellular component: mitochondrion. The record is from RefSeq and is a predicted model, not a curated record. NCBI's taxonomy places the organism in Eukaryota, Metazoa, Arthropoda, Insecta, Diptera, Cecidomyiidae. The transcript is spliced from 10 exons. Bases 829 to 2112 code for a protein of 427 amino acids. Gene Ontology annotation, molecular function: methylcrotonoyl-CoA carboxylase activity; metal ion binding; ATP binding.
UUAGUAAAUUUUGAUCUAUUGCAAUACUUUCCCCUUUCACACUAGGUGUGUGCGGAAAAGUAAAAAGCGCUGUGUUCAUCUUUUAUAGACUCUGCGUACAAGUCGAAUUUUUAUUCUAACUCAUUCAAUUCUCUGCUCUGGGAAAAAUUAAUGCACUUGAGGGUUAAAUUUGCAUCAAAUGAUAUGUAAUAAAUGCAUGCUGUAGAUCACAGUGCGGAAAAAAUCUUAUGAAUGUAAGACCUUUUAUUUUAUGUACUUUGACUCCAGAAAGUUUCAAAAAGCUCAGAAUCAACUAGGCACAAUUGCACAAAUUCAGACACACAUACGAAAUGACUUUUGAUACGACUUUUUUUAUAAUGCUAAGUUUUUCGAACAGAAUAUCGAUUUUCUAACUACACAUCAAUUGCAGUGUUUAAAGUAUCGUUGGAAUAUGGAGAAAAUAGAGAGAAAUUUGUUUCAGGGGGAAAAUAGAGAGAUCGAAUAUUUCGUAUAUACUUGACAUUUCAUCACACUGAAGCGGUUUUCCGUCCGCUGUGUUUUAAAAAAUGUUACAUUUUUAAUUGCUGGAUACUGCAGAACUUUAAUUGAAUAGUUAGUUUGGUUAUGUACAAAAAUGACAGAAAUUGUGUUAUACAAGUAUUAUAUUCACCUAUUUUCAACUUUUGCAAUUGAAUUCAGCAGCAUGUUGAAAAUUCCAAAAAUUGUGAAUAACAUCAAUAACAAACAGCACAUGAAUUAUCAAAACAAGUGAUCGACAUUACUAAUCGAAGUCUUAUCAGAAUACACAGAACGACUUGUUUUAAUACUUCUUCGUGGAAUUGAUUCAAAAUGUUUUACACGCGAUUCUCGUUCUCGUUAGCAAAAAGAUAUCUUAGUUUACAACCUCAGACUCAUUCAAUAAAAAAAAACAUAAAAAAAAUUUUAAUAGCCAAUAGGGGAGAGAUUGCAUGUCGUGUCAUUAAAACAGCUCGUCGAUUAGGUGUUCGUACUGUGGCCGUUUUUUCAGAUGCUGACGCAAACACUCUUCAUGUUCAUGAAGCUGACGAAGCCUAUUAUAUAGGUCCCUCUCCAUCUGUACAAUCGUACUUAAAUUCUUCAAAAAUUAUAGAGGUGGCAAAAAAAGCAAAUUGUUGUGCCAUUCAUCCGGGUUACGGUUUUUUAUCGGAGAGUGUUGAAUUUUCUGACCAGUGUGAAAAGGAGAAUAUAAUUUUUAUAGGUCCGCCAAGUAAGGCAAUUCAUGAUAUGGGUAUCAAAAGUACGUCAAAAUUAAUAAUGGCUGAAGCAGGGGUUCCCAUUAUAAAUGGAUACCAUGGUGAAAAUCAGGCCAAUAAAAAAUUACAGGCGGAAGCACAAAAAAUUGGAUUUCCAUUGAUGAUAAAGGCUGUUCGUGGCGGUGGCGGCAAGGGAAUGAGAAUUGCAAAUACUGCAACGGAAUUUCUGAAUCAAUUGGAAUCUGCUCGGACCGAGUCAAAAAAAGCUUUUAAUGACACAUCGGUAUUAUUGGAAAAGUAUAUUUCUACACCAAGGCAUGUCGAAGUUCAAGUAUUUGCAGACACAUACGGAAAUGCUGUUUACUUGUUUGAACGUGAUUGCUCCGUACAAAGACGUCAUCAGAAAAUAAUCGAAGAAGCUCCGGCCCCUUUUCUCUCUGAGCAAUUAAGAGAAGAGCUAGGUUUAGCUGCAGUUAAAGCGGCAAAGGCUGUAGGAUAUGUUGGUGCCGGCACAGUUGAGUUUAUUCUGGAUAAAGAAGAUUUAUCUUUUCAUUUUAUGGAAAUGAAUACUCGUCUCCAAGUUGAACACCCUAUAUCAGAAAUGAUAACCAAUACAGAUCUAGUAGAAUGGCAAAUUCGAAUAGCAUCCGGGGAGCCAUUACCACUUUCGCAGGAGGAAAUUAAAAAGCAUGGCCAUGCAUUUGAGGCACGAAUAUAUGCAGAAAAUCCGAGGGAUGGUUUCUUGCCCCGAGCAGGUCUUCUGACGCAUUUAAGUACUCCAAUUCCAAAUAGUUUCGUUCGCAUAGAGACCGGUGUCAAGGAAAACGAUAUUGUAUCAGUGCACUAUGAUCCUAUGAUUGCUAAACUAGUGGUAUGGGUUUCAUUCAUAUUCAUUUAUUAAUUCUAAUAUGUACUUACUGUUGGCUACGAACGAUGGGAACUAGUAUCGUAUAUUCCCCAUACAAAUUAAUUUUAUCGAUUCUACGAAUACGACAUCUGUUAAAAAAGAUACCGAUUUUUGUUACUACUGUUGCUUUGACACAGCUCGAGCGAACUAUACGGCUAUGGCUGUAUUAUAGACGAACUAAUACAAAAGAACACACA